AUGGCCCUGAAGAAGAAACUUAAUAUUUUAUGGACAGUAGCUCUAUAUUUGGUAGCCAGCAGACUGCCCAAAGUAUUCGGAAUGAUUCCUCGGGUGCCAACUAUCACGGAUCCGAAAUUUAUAACUCCAUUCCUUGAUAUCCACAACGAACUGCGACGCAAGGUCCAACCCCCAGCAUCCGAUAUGAAUCACCUGACUUGGGACAAAUCGCUGGCAAAACUUGCCAAAUCAUGGACUAGAGAGUGCAAAUUUUCCCAUAAUCCCUGUGUCUCAAAACGAUAUGGAUGUCUUCAGGAAUAUGAUUUUAUUGGAGAAAAUAUAUAUAUGGGUCCAUUAGACACCCGACCCGAAGAUGUUGUUACUGCUUGGUAUAAUGAAACUAUAGAUUAUAAUUAUGAGAAAAAUACCUGUAAUAAAACAUGUGGCCACUAUACACAGGUAGUUUGGGCCAACACAUUUAAAAUUGGUUGUGCAGUUUCAAAUUGUCCUAAUCUCAUGAAACAAACAGCUGGGUUAUUUGCAUGUAAUUAUGCACCAGCAGGAAAUAUUAAAGGCUUCAGACCUUACAAGAGAGGCGACCCCUGCUCCCAUUGUGGGGGAAAAGAAUGCAUGAAUAAUCUCUGCUAUGACUUCGCUGCUUCUAUUAGAACAUAA
Messenger RNA from Grammomys surdaster, 654 nucleotides. RefSeq names its product GLIPR1 like 1 (gene Glipr1l1). The transcript has 5 exons. The record is from RefSeq and is a predicted model, not a curated record. Lineage: Eukaryota; Metazoa; Chordata; Mammalia; Rodentia; Muridae. Bases 1 to 654 code for a protein of 217 amino acids. Gene Ontology annotation, cellular component: extracellular region.